GUGCUGGUUACACGCACAGUCAGCCUCGGAGGAGGCGGGGAUGGAGGCGGGGAGCGGCGGUAGCUUUAGCCGAUGGCAGUGGCUGAUGCCCGGCGGCGGAUGCCAGCGGCAGCCGGGCGAUGGCGAGGAGCCGGGCGGCUUACGAGUACACGGAGGCGGAGGACAAGAGCAUGCGGCUGGGUUUCCUCCUCAUCGCCGCCGGCUUGCUUUCCCUCUUGGGUUUGGGUUGUUGCUGGCUUCGCCCGGCGCUGCAGGAGCGGGGCGGCGGCGGCUCCGCCAACUGCACGGUGCUGGCGGUGCGGCAGCUGGGGGAGCGCUUCGCCUGCACCUUCUCCUGCGGGGCCGCCUGCCGCGGCACCGCCCGCUACCCCUGCCUCCAGGUGCUGGUCCGCACCUCCCGCUCCUCCGCACCCGCCCUGCUCCAUGAGGACGAGCGGCAGCUGCGCACCAACCCCAAGUGCUCAUACAUCCCUCCCUGUGCAAGAGAUGAUCAGGAGAACUCUGAGAACGUCACGUACAAGCAGAAAUACUGGAAAGAGAAAGUGGGUUCUCAACCAUUUACGUGCUAUUUUAACCAGCACUUGAGGCCGGAUGAUGUGAUGCUGAAGCGCACCCAUGAUGAGACUGUUCUCUUGCACUGCUUCCUCUGGCCCGUGGUGACUUUCCUGGUUGGAGUCCUCAUCGUGGUCCUGACCAUCUGUGCCAAGAGCUUGGCUAUCAGGGCAGAGGCAAUAAAAAAGAAGAAGCAUUUGUGAGUGGCAAGGCUGCCUGUGGAAUAGAAAAACCUGCAAGAAGGUCUCAGGCAGGGCAACCUGACACACCUGCAGGUCUGUGGGGCACCCAGCUGCAUCUCCUUCCAGGGUCUGAUCUGUGGUGGAGUAGCUCUUGUCUCAGGACUGUUCUUGGGAUGACUGCCCCAUGAAAUGCCUGCUAAUUGCUUCUCUGCUAUGGCACUAAAUAAGUAUAUUCUACCAAAAAAAAAAAAAAUCUACACUGCACCAAAUAUGCUGUGUUCUGUUAGUGCUGAAGAGCAGCUACCCAGAAAUUGAGACAGUUUAUGAAACUCCCUGAUGAUGUUACUUUCAUCUCCAUAAAGUGAUAUUUGCUCAUGUUUAAUACUAAAUAUUUAAAAUAUUUACUUUAGAUAGAACAUAUUUCCAAAAUAAUAAAAUUUUAUUGUUUUGGGGGUUUUAACUUUUGGAGGUUUUUUCUUUUUUUCUUUUUUUUUUCUUUUUUCUUUUUUAAGAUUUAAGGCAAAUGUAACAUUGUGCUGGCUAGGUUUUUUUUCUCACUGUGUAGAACUUAAUUUUAAAGUUCAAACUUUACCUUCUGUCUAGACAAAAUCUUUCAUCGCCACCCAUUCACUGUGAUGAAAUGUAGAAAUCUCUCAGAAAUACUUCUAAAAAACAGUUAUUGGAAAAGAUUAUUAAAUACUGACUCUAA
This is a messenger RNA of Taeniopygia guttata (zebra finch), 1443 nucleotides long. RefSeq names its product potassium calcium-activated channel subfamily M regulatory beta subunit 4 (gene KCNMB4). The record is from RefSeq and is a predicted model, not a curated record. Gene Ontology annotation, molecular function: potassium channel regulator activity; calcium-activated potassium channel activity. Gene Ontology annotation, biological process: potassium ion transport; detection of calcium ion. NCBI's taxonomy places the organism in Eukaryota, Metazoa, Chordata, Aves, Passeriformes, Estrildidae. Gene Ontology annotation, cellular component: membrane; voltage-gated potassium channel complex.